AUGUACUCCGAAGACCUGAUGAGGAGGUUUGGACUACACGAAUGGUUUCACGUCGAGCAAGGAUUCGGCCGUGUGUGGGCGCGUUUCCCCCCGUGCUCCGUCUUUGGGCCGCUGCUCUUCGACAGCGGCGAGCACUAUCGCGAGCCGAGAUGCUACGUCAAAAUCUGGGUCCACGACAUUGCCGCGAGGAACGGCGCCGGGCUCGGCCUUGCGCCACGGAACUUCGCCUCUAUCCCGUCGCAGGGAUGGACUCUCGACCACCUCGCCUUUCUGACUACCGCGGUCGGCCUCGACGAGAAGGACAACCAGGGCCUCUCGCUGAUGCACGCCGCAAUUCUGGACCGGAGGCCGGACAUUGUCCGACAACUCGUUGUGCGCGGGGCAGAGGCAUCGCACUGGGUCCGAGGGAGACGUUUCUCCCUCUUCCACUUUGCAACGGCGGUCGGGUGCCGCGACCGUUACCUGGAGCUGCGCUCGCACCCGGGCCUCGCGCCGGCGGAGGAGGUCCGGGACCGAAACGGGAUGCUGCCGCUGCACGUCGCCGCUCUGCACGGGCAUGCGCGCGUGGUCGAGGCUAUCCUGUUGGCAAACCGCCAUGACGUAGACUACGUCAAUCGAGAGGCGCUCGAGUCGGGAUCAACCCCGCUGUUCCUAGCCAUUGCCUACCCGGAGGUUGGCGACGCGGCCGAGUUUUUAGCACGAUAUCCGGGCGUCAGGUUUACCAGAGUCUGUGGCAUAGGACGGACGGCUUUGCAUAUGGCGGCGUCCCAUAGGAGAUACCCCCUCUUUCGUUACCUUCUUUCCGUCGUGCCCGGGGGGCUGAUCAACGCGGAGGACGCGAACGGCGAGACGCCGCUGCACAUGCUUGCUCGCUACGGCGAUCGAGAGACGAUGGAAGCGGCGCCGGGGGGUUCGGAGAUCGACCCGGACUCGGCGGCGGGCGAUGGGGCCACGCCACUUGCCAAUGCCGUGAUGGAGGCUAGGGUGGAUGCGGUAAAGAUCCUUGCCGUCCGACGGGGGGUCGAUAUCAGAGCGUUGCGGCGACCCUUUGGGCCGCUUGACAUGUCGCCUUUGGAUUACGCAAAGCAAGGGGCAGAAAGGAAAGAUGUGGGUGUCGAGUAUGUCGAGGUUUUGGAGUUUCUGAGGGUGUGUUUCAAGGGACUUGGGGAGAAUCUGGACGAGUGCCAGUCGGAUGGACAGGAUGGAGAGACAUGA
Molecule: messenger RNA, 1215 nt
Organism: Colletotrichum graminicola M1.001
Lineage: Eukaryota; Fungi; Ascomycota; Sordariomycetes; Glomerellales; Glomerellaceae
Exons: 1
Coding region: 1-1215 (404 amino acids)
Molecular function (GO): protein binding
Source: RefSeq, a predicted model, not a curated record